Messenger RNA from Alosa alosa (allis shad), 1608 nucleotides. RefSeq names its product epoxide hydrolase 1-like. Gene Ontology annotation, molecular function: epoxide hydrolase activity. NCBI's taxonomy places the organism in Eukaryota, Metazoa, Chordata, Actinopteri, Clupeiformes, Clupeidae. The transcript has 9 exons. Gene Ontology annotation, biological process: arachidonate metabolic process; epoxide metabolic process. The record is from RefSeq and is a predicted model, not a curated record. The coding region runs from base 64 to 1479 and encodes 471 amino acids.
GUCCAAACGGGAUCUCCAAGCUAGAUCUUCGUCUUGGAACGAAGCCUCGAUGUGAUAUCCACCAUGCAGGCAGUCGACAAUUUUCUGGAAAUCCUUCAAAGUUUGGACCAACAACGACUACUGCUGUUGUCACUGUCAGCAAUAGGGAUUGGACUUGUAACAUGGUACCUGAUAUUCAAGAAAAAGGUUGCAAAGACCAUCCCCUUGGGUCAGGGUUGGUGGGCGAGAGGUGAGAGAUCACUCAGUGAAGGUGAGACAAUACAUCCUUUCACAGUAGAGGCAUCUGAGGAUGAAAUUCAGGACCUUUAUAGACGUAUUGAUCAAACAAGGUAUACUGAGCCACUGGAAGAUGGCCGCUUCCAUUAUGGCUUCAAUUCUGUUUACCUCAGAAAGGUUGUGUCAUACUGGAGGAAUCAAUUUGACUGGAACAAGCAGGUGAAGGUGCUGAACAAGUAUCCACAUUUCAAAACCAAAAUAGAAGGACUGGAUAUCCACUUCAUUCAUGUGCGUCCACAGUAUCGCGAAGGACAGAGGGUCUUGCCUCUCAUGCUAGUCCAUGGAUGGCCAGGUUCUUUCUUUGAGUUCUACAAGAUCCUUCCACUGCUCACAGAGACACAGGAUGGCCUGGCAUUUGAAGUCAUCUGUCCCUCUAUCCCAGGAUACGGCUACUCAGAAGCCCCACAAAAACAAGGAUUUAACUCGAUGGACGCUGCUCGAGUCUUUCUGAAACUGAUGGAGCGUCUGGGAUUCACAGAGUUCUACCUUCAGGGGGGUGACUGGGGCUCUCUCAUCACGACCAAUAUGGCCCAGAUGAAGCCUGAAUGCGUCAGAGGCCUCCACUUGAACAUGCUUGCUGUGACACAGGGAGGUCUUGGUAUGCUGCUGUCUCUGAUCAUUGGACCAUACCUGCCUUUCCUGGUUGGCUUCACACAUGAAGAUGUCCGUCGGCUCUUCCCAUACUUUGAAAAGAAUGUGUAUGAGAUACUGAAGGAGUCGGGGUAUAUGCACAUUCAGGCCACCAAGCCAGACACAGCAGGCUGUGGAGUGAACGACUCCCCAGUUGGGCUGGCUGCCUACAUUCUGGAGAAAUUCUCCUCUUGGACUGAUAAGCAGAACAGAGAUCUAGAAGAUGGGGGCUUGGAGAGGAAGUAUUCCUUGGAUGACCUUCUCACCAAUGUUAUGAUCUAUUGGACCACUGGAACUAUUGUCUCCUCAAUGCGUUUCUAUAAAGAGAAUCUGAAAUCCAGUCCAAUGAACAGAAUAGACAACAGGACUGGCAUUUAUGUGCCGAUGGGAUUUGCGGCUUUCCCCCACGAGCUGCUUCACUGCCCCCAGGCCUGGGCCUGCUGGAGGUACAAGGACAUCCGCUCCUACACCUACAUGUCCAGCGGGGGGCACUUCGCUGCCUUUGAGGAGCCCAAGCUGCUGGCAGACGACUUUGUGCAGUUUGUAAAAAAGGUGGAAUGCAAAAAAUCUUGAAUUGUCUACACACCAUAUUUACUUGUGCUUAAAAAGCUAGCCUAAACUAGCCUAAAAAGAUUUAUUAGGUUUGCUUGUAAAAUUGUAAAAUUAAAUAUUGCAGUGAUAAUAAAAUAAUCACCUAUUAUU